Messenger RNA from Triticum urartu, 593 nucleotides. NCBI's taxonomy places the organism in Eukaryota, Viridiplantae, Streptophyta, Magnoliopsida, Poales, Poaceae. The record is from RefSeq and is a predicted model, not a curated record.
GUGAGAGACCCUCGUGAGUCGUGAGCCCAGCUAUACAACCUCCGCUCCUCCUCGAUCCCGUCCUCGUUCACUCCGCAUCCCAGCCGAAUUCCCCCCGUCUCCACCGCUCAGUCCCCGGACCGCCGGACCUCUCCUCGCCUUGCCAUGGCAGCCGCAGCACUGAGGGCGCAGCUCAACGCUCAUAUCGCCGGCAUGUACACCGAGGGUGUCGUGGAUGAGGACACGCUCGAGGAGCUGCGGGACGAGGGCACCGCCAUCGAGGUCUCCCGCCUCUUCAUCUACGACGCCUCCGAGAUCAUUGACGACAUCGACAUCCUGAUGGAGGAGCCCGAAGUGGACUUUGACGAGGUGGAAGCCCUGACGCAGCAGCUCAUGCGGUGCACCUCCAGUGUUGGUGCACAGCAAGUGAACCUCGCCUGCAUGCACUUCGGCAAUUUCUAUGCCAUACAAUACAAACAUGGGUGUCUCGUGUCAUUGGCUCUUGUUAGGAACGAGUUCUAUAUUGUGCGACAUGAGUUGGAGAUCAUGAUGCAGCUCGAAGAGCAGAUCGCGGCAUGCGGUCCUAACUCCUAAGUAGCGGCAAGUGAAUGGGG